Messenger RNA from Strongylocentrotus purpuratus (purple sea urchin), 10005 nucleotides. It is a transcript of the gene als2, whose product is annotated as alsin. The record is from RefSeq and is a predicted model, not a curated record. NCBI's taxonomy places the organism in Eukaryota, Metazoa, Echinodermata, Echinoidea, Camarodonta, Strongylocentrotidae. Gene Ontology annotation, molecular function: guanyl-nucleotide exchange factor activity. The coding region runs from base 500 to 5617 and encodes 1705 amino acids. The transcript is spliced from 28 exons.
ACUGUUCUGAGCUGAGAGAAGCUACCAGUACCACACCCGUGAAAGAGAAAGGCAAUUUGGGGGACUUUAAUUUGAAGCUUAAGAGGUUGGGGUAGUUCUUCUUUCCCUUUUGAAUGUCUGAAGUGAUGGUUUUGUGUAUUACCCGAGAAGAGGGAUUCAAUGCUGGAAACAUUACAUGGAAUUGACAGACGGAUCAUCAUCGGCACUGUAUGUGCACUGUGAAGAUUGGCACAGGCUCUCCUCUGCAGUGACUUUGCCCUGAACUUUGGCGUGAGAGAUUUGGAGAACACCCGACCCUUCGCAUUAUCAUCGAGUGCAGCUGCAUGCAGCUACCGUACAUCAUAUGUACAUGUUGCUUAGCUACAUGUACAUUAUGUUACUGUGACUGAUCAGCUGAUACUGAAUGAGUUUACUAGGUCGAGAAGCUAGAAGCUAGUAGAACCCUUCAAAUUGCUCUUCGUUCCUUCUCUUCAGCUCGCUGAAUCACCAAUUAAGCAACAUGGAUAGAGCGGAAAAAGAUGAGAAAGAGAGACCAGAAAAAUCCCUGCAGGGUAUGCCAUACAUGUGGAAGGGUUUCCUAAGCAACACCACACCAUUCACCCAUGAUAUCUUAAAGACAAAGAACAUUAUCAAGAUCUCACUCGGGAGCAAGCAUUGUGCAUUUUUAACAAACCAGAGAUCGGUGUAUACAUACGGUAAUGGGGAAUAUGGUCAGCUUGGUCAUAAGAAAUUCACAGACGUUACAAAACAGCCUGUCCUUGUGCAGGAACUGAAGAGCGAGAAUGUUGCAGAUGUCGUCUGCGGAAACAACCACACAGGAGUGGUGUGCGAAGAUGGGAUCGUCUUUUGCUGGGGGGAUUCCACCAACGGACAAUGUGGGAUUGGUGUCUCAGAGAAGGUCAAUAUUCCAACGCAAGUUCAUAUAAGUGAUGCGGACUGUGACCCGGUGAUCACGCAGCUUUCUUGCGGGGACUCCCACACCCUUGCAAUGUCCACGCAAGGCGAGGUCUGGGCCUGGGGUACUGGUCCACAGCUAGGACUCUCAACCGGUUCCACCCCAGUGUUAUCCCCAAAGAAGGUCAGUGCCCUCAUGGGCCGGAAAGUACUCCAAAUGGCCUGCGGAGGCACCAUGAGUCUUGUGCUCGUCCAAAGACUGAAAUCGAUGCGGUCGCCUGGCAACAAGUCCAACGAGCCUGAGGAGGAAGGGUCUGGAUCUAGCCUAACCUGCCAGGACACUGUCUACACAAUGCAUGAUGAAGGUGACACUGUUAUCAUAUCAGACAACUCCUUGUUGUGUCCUGAUUCCGGGGGCACCACAUCUAGGAGUAGGAGUAUAUCACCUGAUAGCAUUGAUGUGGCAGCCAUACAUGCGCAGCAGGCAGAGUGGGCGGCUGCAACAGAGGCAGUGGAUAAGAAACGAAGAGAGAGAGGAUCAACCUCUUCACAAGGUAGUAGUGAAGGUACCUAUACUUUGGAAGACUCGAGCGGUAAUUUGAAGAGAAUCAAAGAAGAAGCAAGUGAGCAGAGUGGUAGCCAACCCAACGGUGUCGCCAAGAAUGGCAUUGAUGGAGGAUGCGCAGAGGAAGAUGAAGAUGAUGUCUUUACAACUUCUAAGGGCACGAAAGAACUUCUGGCAGAGCAGUUGAAGCCUCUCAAUAUACAAGGGAGUCCAGCGCAAGGUGUCGCCCCUCAGCAGCGACCCGGUCCCAGUACCCGUAUCCUGGCCUCGCUGCCGCAGUCUGUGGCCCUCCGACUGGAGAAGAUCAUGAUGCCCCGGACCAGCCUGACGGAGACUAUCUCUCGGGCUAGCAGUGAUAACUCCAUCUGCGAGACAGAGCUGAUCAUCAGGGAUAAGGAUGCUCAGGCCCUGGAGUCUAGCUGUAACCUGCCUGAUCGGAAGCUACGGACGAUGUCCCCUCUGAUGGGUGGGUUGGAUGAUCUGGUCUAUCAGACAGAGGUCUGGAGCUUUGGGAAAGGCACCAUGGGACAGCUGGGUCAGGGAGAUACACUUGACAAGCAUACACCUAAUACAAUCAAGCAACUCAGCAGUAAGAGCAUUGUGCGCAUUGUGGCUGGAGCAUCUCAUUGUGUGGCUAUCUCAAGCAAUGGUCAAGUCUAUACCUGGGGAUGUAACUCAGAUGGUCAGCUAGGACACACCGGUCAACUGGUCCCAAAGAGAGUAAAGAUGCCUAACAACACCCCAGUAUGGGAUGCAGCAGUAGGGGGUACACACACCCUCCUCUUAGCAGAUGGGACCAACUGCAUGCCAGAUGUCUACUACCUGGGCAAACAACCAAGCCUUCAAGAAUUGAGGGCCUCCAACAGUACUCCAACUCCAGAGAGCCCUCUACGGGAUGGAAGUGAUAAGUCCAAGAAACGGCCUAUGUCAUCCUCUAUCUCUAAGUCACCCACCGUCAAGUACGCAGCCAGAGCUAAGCAACCUGAGAAACUUGCCUUUCUCAAGAAGAAUGGUUGGUUGCAGGCUGUUGCUGCUUCAUCAGACCAGUGUGCCUGUAUUGCUGAUAAAAGCAGUAAUGGUUUUGUAGCAAUCACCCAUGAAUUCUCAGCCACAGAGAGGCUCCUUUACAGUCAACUAGCUUCCAUCAAAUCCUCUAUCAUCAAGACUUUGCAAAGCUCAGAAGUACAGAAGUCUGUGGAAGGCACCAUCUACAGCGGGCCUCUGAGACUCAUCCUGGAUCUCUAUGGGUCAAUCUGUGGCCUUGUAGCACAGAACUGCCUGCACCUGACGGGUCUAGUUCAGCGCAACAAGGACUUGUGGGACGUGAUGAUGCUGAAGGAGAUCGGUCGCUACAUCCAGCUCUUCCAGGAAUAUGCCAACGCUGUCUGUGAUUUCAUUACUAUCACAGGAUUCACCCACCUAGGAAAAGUCGCCAAUGAUGCCUUGGCUAAGCAUGAUGCUGUGUUUGCAGAAGUAUUGAAUGAAGAGAAACCAACAGUGUAUGGAGCACCUCUUAGGAUGGCUAUGAAGUUACCGUUGGAUAGAAUCAAGACCUACUCAUAUCUACUCACCAAACUCAGAGACUACUAUCCAGAGGACUCUGGUGAGUAUAGUCUGCUUGGUGAGUGCAGUGCAUCAUGGGAAGAACUGAAGAAGACGGUGGAGAAGAAGCAAUCUGAUGCCGAUGACACAAGGACCUUCUGGGAGUCUUGCCCUGCCAAGUUAGCUGAAUCUAUCAAAUCUCCAGACAGACGACUGAUCCGGGAUAGUCGUACCAAACCCCUGCAGGUUGCCAAUGCCAAACGACUCUCAACUCAUUGGUUUCUGCUCUUCAAUGAUAUCUUGGUUCAUGCCUAUGAUGAUGCAAAAGUAGCUCUGCCUACUAUGCAAAGAGCUCCUGAGCCACAAAAGUUUUCUAAUCAUCAAAUCUUCAGCUUGGCAUUAGUAUGGGCUGAACCUAUUCCUGACACAGACCAAGUCACAAAUGCAAUACAGCUGAAUAUGCCUGAAGAGUCAUUAGUAUUACAGGCCCCCUCUCCUGUUGAGAAAGCAGAAUGGUUAUGGUCCAUCAAUCAGGCCAUUGACUCUAUCCUAACGACCAAUCAGAAGAGCCUGAGCAUGGCCAAUCAGAAGAGUCCUAGUCCUGAUAACACACAGAGGGAUGGAGGAGCUUUCCAGAAAGUACCACCGAAACGAACUAGACAAGGACGACAUGCAUUCAGCUCAGCAGGGGUGCACAAAGAUGCAGUCUAUGAAGGGACUUGGCUGAAUGGAAAAUGCAAUGGAAAGGGAACAUUAAGAUGGCCAGAUGGAAAGAAAUACACAGGAAACUUUGUUCAGGGCGUGCAGCAUGGACAUGGAGUAUUUACAGUGCCUGGACCUGACCCUAGCAAACAAGAAGUCUUUGAAGGACAAUGGCUUGAGGGAAAGAUGCAUGGAGUGGGGAUUCUCAGAUAUCAAAAUGGAGACGUCUAUGAAGGUGAAUUCCAAGACGGCGUCAAGCAUGGUCAUGGGACCCUCCAAAUUGGGAACGCGGCCGUCCACGACAUCUACAUCGGCAACUGGCGCCAUGGGAAGAGACACGGCUACGGAGUGAUCGACGACAACUCACGAGGAGAGAAAUACAUGGGCCUGUGGCAGGAUGAUCAUCGUCAUGGCAACGGACUAGUGAUUACGCUGAGUGGAUUGUACUAUGAAGCUGUCUUUGCUCAUAACAAAGUCAAUAGCGCUGGUGUCCUAGUCACUGAAGAUGGAACAUGCUAUGAAGGGGAGUUAGCUACAGGACCCACGCUCAAUGGAAAGGGUACCUUAACUCUGCCCAAUGGAGAUGUAUUGGAGGGCACCUUCAACGGUAUCUGGGGAGAUGGAGUCAAGAUAAACGGUACCUUCAGCAAGGGCAUGAUGGAUCAACAGGUUAAAAGACCAUGUGCUAUAGGGAGGCACACCGUGUACCCAGACCAGAAGUGGGAAGACAUCUUUGGACAGUGCAGAACACUCCUAGGGUUUGUAGACUUCACUCCUCCUGACUCUCACAAGGCUUGGGAGGCGGUCGCUGUGGCACUCUCCAGUGGACAUAGGCUACAGGAUACCAAGGAGGGCUUGGAGAGGAGGAUAUCACUUGAGUCAAACUCUGUCUUUUAUUUCUCUUUCUUUAGCUUGGAGAGGAGGAUAUCACUUGAAGGUCUAGAGAGGAUACCUACCCACAACCGAGGCAAGAUUACACAAGAAGAUUACACCUCCAUACAGGAGUACUUAGACAAGGCAUUCGACCAUCCUCUGCACCCACUGGGGAGAUUGGUUGAUAACCUUGUCAAUGUCUACCGAGCCACCUACAUCGGUGUAGGAGCUCAUCACUGGUUACUCCUGUAUGCUGUCACUGAGAUUCAUUCUUACGUCAAGAGACUCUACAAUCUCUUAAGAGUGCUGUUUCCUGACUUACCAAGCGAAGAGCCAAGAGUGAAGACCCCCGUGAUGGAGCAAACCCCUUCCUUUCAUUACUACUAUGACUACGGUGAAGCGCACUCUAUGCAACCACAGAAUGCACCUUAUAGUAGCUCCACGGAGAAGGACAAGGAUGACAUAUCACAUCAGAUAACAAGUGAGGGCCUCCUUCACCCGACCCUCCUACCCCGCCUCUAUCCUGUUAUCUUCACUCUGUAUGCUCUCCGUAAUGAGAAGGAAGAUGAGCAUUACAGGGACAGACUGGCUAGGCUCAACAAACAGUCUGAUCUAGGUCUUAUGGCUUACUUGGGAGUAGACCAGAAAUUCUGGAAAGUUGAUGAGACCACACUAGCUAAUCCUGGAAAGCUCAAAGAGACGAAGGAUGCAUCUUUCCUGGAGGCCAUUGACAGCCUGCAGAACAUCAGUACAACCUUCUGUCCCAUUGACAAGCUACACGUCAUAGAGGCAUCCUUUGAAGGGAUCAACAACGUGGUCAACUCUCAGCAUAAUGAGGGUCAUGUAUGGUCAAUGGAUGACCUCUUCCCUGUCUUCCAGUAUGUGGUGGUCAGAGCAAGGAUUCCUCAUCUAGGUUCUGAGAUCCAGUUUACUGAUGAUAUGAUGGACCCUAACCUAACCCAUGGCAAGCUAGGCAUCAUGUUCACUACUCUCAAGGCAUGCUACAUGCAUACCAAGAAUGACAACCUCAAGACGUUGUAGAUCAGUCACCAACUUCUGUCAAGAUCAUUCAUGGAUGGGUAAUAUUCCAUGUCCAUGUCAUGUUCUUAAUAAGCCAUCAAAGCGAUGGAGAGUCAGAUGGUUGCUGCAUUUAGGAGAAUGUGAGGAAAAGGAAGAAAUAAAGGAAGAGAAGAGGAAGAGAUAAUUGUUGAGUAAUCAACAGGAAAAAUUAAGAGAGGGGAAUGGAAAGAGAGAGAGAGAGAGAGAUUGAGAGAGAGAGAGAGAUUGAGAAAGAGAGAGAGAGAGAGAGGAGAGGAAGAGAGAGAUUGAGAGGGAGAUAGAUUGAGAGAGAGAGAGAAAGAGAGAGAGAGAGAGAGAGAGAGAGAGAGAUGUGAUUUUAAAGGGAAUGUUAAGAUGAGGUAGAUUUGAAGAGAGUGUAAAAUAACCAAACAAAAAUAAAGAGAUAGAUAAAAGGGUUAAUGUGUUAAUGUGGAUAAACGUACUUUGGUUUUUUUGUAUUAACAUGCUUCUAGGAAUAUGAAAUAUAAGGUAAAAAGAUUUAAACAAUUGUAUGUAGACCUAAAGCUAUCAACUACAUUAAGAUAUAUUAUUUCUGACUGAUCACUUGUAGAUUUCACAACAGUUCUAUAUAGUACAUUUUCAUGUAGUGCUGCAUUUUGUCUUUAUGUUACACUUGUUUGUUUGCUCAUGUCACUGGAAUUAAGUAUUUUCUUUUUUUGCUCAGGUUUUCUUUGUUGUUGCUAUGUUUUGCCAUUGGUAGAAAGACAACAACAAUGGAUGUAUUACUCAGUUUAAUGAUCAAGUACAUUUGUGCAAUGAGUGUAGAAUUAGCUGCCAGUGUAUAUUUAUCUAUAAAUCAUUUAGGGCACAUUGUUGUAAUCAUCAGAGAAAUCCAAUUAUAGGGUUUUUACAUUUAAAAAAAAAAAUCAGAUUACAGAACUAAUCAAAGAUAAGGAUUGUAUUUACGGAAGGGUAUGCACUGACUUUUAGCUUGAUGGUUAGAGCUCACAUCCUGUUUAUGUUCUGAUCGAAAAAUGUUAUAUACUAUGUGAACAUCUACUAAAUUCAAUACAAAGUUGAUCUUCUUGAUUGAUAUCAGUGUAAUUAUGUGCCUUUGUAAUUGUAGCAUGACAAUAAAAAGAUUAAGCUAGUGUCUAAUAAUUGAAAUAGCUAUUUGAGAUGUCUACUCAUCGUGGCAAUAGCUACAGAGCAUAUAUGUUUUGAUCCUGGUUUUUGUUUGAGUAGGGUCAUCAUGGUGAGACUGUUGCAUGAAAGAAUGAAUGCAGUAUUAUCUUCACUUCUGCAUUAUCAAAGAUACAUAUACCGGUACACAAUACACAUAACACACUACCUGUACUUCUGCAUAAGAGGGAGUUCCAAACACUUUGUUAUCCUGUGCUAUUCUUUGGCAUUUGUACAUUUGUAAUUCUCCAUGUAUGUGAAUAUUUUCUGAAAUUGCGUCAUUGCAUUUGUAAAUGUCUCACUACAUCCUACCUUUGUAUAUAAUUUCAUCACAUGUUUGUGUACAUUUCUAUAUCCAUGCUUGUGUAUAUUGUGUAUAUAGCUAUUUAUCAUUUCAUCAAAUGGGAAAACUCCACAAUUGUAUGUAUGUAUGUAUCAUGAGUGUGUAUAAUGUGAAAUAUGAAUAUUUAGUACUGUAUGUGGCAUGUAAUGAAGGCAAAUUGUCAUGUGUUCAUCCAAUAUCUUUCAUUGACUACUUAUGAACAUGUCCAGGUAGCAUGGCCUAUCUACAUAAUACUCAAAGUAAAUAAAUGAGAAUAUGUCUGAUGUAAUUCUGAAAUUGAUUCCUAGUACAAAUCAAAUUUAAAUGUAACUUGAUGUUGUAUGAUACUAACUGUUCUUGGUGUAGCAUAUUCAUAAUAAGAGAUGGGUACAUGUAACACAGGUUCUCAAAUAAACUCUAAAAGUAAAACAGUUUGGGACAAGAUAGUGAAUUGUAUUGAAAUGUGUUUUCAUGGGUUCAUCUAGUAUGUCUAAGACCAAAAUAGUUUUUGAAAGUUAUUGUUAAGGAGAUACAAGUCAUGUAUCUGUUCGGCUGAACAAAUCUGUUUUCCCCCUGAAAUACAAUAUACCAAUUAAUGUAUACCUUAUGAUUUGUAUAUGGGACUUUAAAAAGAGGAAGGGAUCGGUGCGAGUUGAAGAAAAUUUGAUUAAGGCUAAGAGACCUAUGAUUUUAUUGAUUUUGUUUUUGUGUUUUUCUAAUUUUUCUUCUACUUGUAUUAUACCCAAAUUGCUGCCAGGGUGGACUAACCCUUUAUAAUGAAAGUAUGAAUUGGGUCAAGUAUACUUAAACUAAUGUCCUUUGUGUGUUUGCAUAUAACCUAGUGAGCAAGUUUGUUGAAAUAUGCAUGGUUAAAGACCACUCUCAAACUUCAUUGUACCUUUACUGAAAACGUGAAAUGUUUUGUUUGUAGGCAAAAGAACCCUUGUUAUUGGACAAGUUGUAUGAGACUUGUUCUUGCGUCAAUUGUUUCAUUGUCAGUUGUGUACACUCACCAAGUUCCUACCUUUAACCUCGACCAACCCUAACCCAACCCUAACCCUAACAUUAAACAUAACCUAUAGUGAAACUUUAGCUCAACCCUGACUCUAACCCUACAUAUUUUAUGACAUAAAUCCUAGAGCAAUUGUCGUUGGAGUAAUUUUCACUGAAGCAAAUGUUGGAUCACCAUUCCAUCAUCAAAAGAAUGUUGACAGUGAACCAAAUCUAGAGCAAGGCAAAAUUGUUCAAACCAGAUAUUAAAGAUAUAAAUGAUAUUUGGAAGUAUGAAUAAGUGUUUUCAAAAUAUUGAGAGUUUGCAAAAAGAACAUGGUGAGCUCUGUGAUUGAUCAAGAUUCAUAAUGCAAUUGGCUUUCAAAUCUGUACCUUUAAUGUACUGUGCAAUUAUUUUUGUCUGUUGUUCAAACACUGACGUGCUGAUAUUAUAUAGAUGCAAUGAAAUUAUAUGUACGGUAGUUGAGAGUAAAAGCAAAUUCAAAAACAUAUAUUUGCAUUAAAAAAUACAACAACACAAUCCAAGAAAAUCUUUAAAAACAUGUCUGUAGGUUCUGAUUAGCAUUAACAGGGAAAUUAAGUAAGGCUAAAUUGUGCUUUGUGUGAAUUUAAUUCCAAAUGAUUUUAAGACCAUAUUAGAAAGGUUCUUACAAAAGAUUGUAAUGGAUUAUUUUGAACAGGAAAUGUCUUCAGUUUUCCUGGGUAUUCUUUAUCUAUUAUAAUUAUGGAAAAUAUGUGGCAAUUAAAGUUAAAUAUAUAUAUAUAUAUACAGAGUCAUGUCAGGGGGAAAUUAAUCCUCUUUAUAACUGCCUAUAUAAAUGGCUGCAAUUAUUGGAAUAUAUUAUACCAUGCAUACAUUAUUUGAUUUGGUGUCUGAUUUUCAUAGUUAUUUUUGUUGUUUAUACCCUUGGUAAGUAUUUUGCAUCAACUAGAGGAAAUGUGUUCAUUUAACCCAUUCCCAGUCAGAGCUGGUAAUCCCAGUCUUAUGCAGAUGGGAAUGAAAGAAUUCAGGAAUCAAUGGGUUAGUUGGCUUAGGUGACAUAUAGAAACAUCUUCAGGGAAAGGCAGGAACUUAAGGAACAGAUGAUUCAAAAGAUGAUUUUAAAUCUUCUUAACGGGUGGUUCAGACUGUUUAAUACUCUAUGCUCUUAAUUGUGCUGCUUAGUUGGAACUCUAUUACAGUAUGACUUAACAUUGUCGAAGGGAAUAUUAAAGCAUUCCUCCUUGUUAAUAUAGUUCUAUGUAAAUAUGUUUCCAUUCCACUCCAGAUUCUAGUAUUUUAUUAUAUGAAUAUGCAGUCCAUGAUUGUGCAAUAUGUAUUCUUUAAAUUUACAACGAAUUUUAAAUUUUGUUUUAUUUUCUUGAAUUGUUAUGUACGUGUGGGAUCCUAUGUGGAAUGACUUUGUGUGUUUUUUUUCUUCUUCUAGUUCUUCUAGUUUCUAUUUCAUUGAUAAUUUCGAACACUGAUUUCUCCUCAUUGAUUUAACAAACUGGUGAUAUUAUGCUAAAGGUGUACUUAUUUCAAAUAAUCCAAUAUUGACCUUGUAUUACAUACAAAAUAUUGCUUAUAUAGUAAUGCAUACUCAAAUAAUAGAUAUUCAAGUGUUAUGUUUGCUGAAUUAAAGUUAAUAUAAUAUAUAGAAUUGAUUGUCUUCUGCAUUUAAAUGAGAAAAUCACAUAACUUAUGUAUUGUAAUUUGAUUAAGCCUGAUUACAAAUUGAUUACAAAUUGAUUGAAGGUAAAUUUGUGGUAUACAAAAACUAAUAUAUUGAAAUAUUAUGGAAAUACAUUACAGUGCAAUAUACUGUGAGAAGUGUAUACAUGUGUUAAACAAUUGGUGAACUGGUACUUAAAGGCUCAUGUGAUAAACAAUUAAAUAAUCUUUUGCCUCUUA